This is a messenger RNA of Monoraphidium neglectum, 378 nucleotides long. RefSeq names its product Ubiquitin-conjugating enzyme/RWD-like protein. Gene Ontology annotation, molecular function: SUMO conjugating enzyme activity. Gene Ontology annotation, cellular component: nucleus. The record is from RefSeq and is a predicted model, not a curated record. The transcript has 3 exons. Gene Ontology annotation, biological process: protein sumoylation. NCBI's taxonomy places the organism in Eukaryota, Viridiplantae, Chlorophyta, Chlorophyceae, Sphaeropleales, Selenastraceae. The coding region runs from base 1 to 378 and encodes 125 amino acids.
AUGGCGGGGGUGGCGCGUUCCCGGUUGGCGGAGGAGCGCAAGAACUGGCGCAAGGAUAAGCCCUUCGGCUUCCAUGCACGACCAGAGACGCUCCCAGACGGGAGCACCAACCUGAUGAAGUGGAACUGCUUCAUUCCUGGCAAGCCCGGCACUGACUGGGAGGGCGGCUUCUACCCUCUGUCAAUGGAGUUUACUGAUGACUACCCCAGCAAGCCGCCAAAGUGCAAGUUCCCGGCGGCCUUCUUCCACCCCAAUAUCUACCCGUCCGGCACCGUCUGCCUCAGCAUCCUUAAUGAGGUGCGCCGUAACCCCUCAGAUAGAGCAGGAUGCCGCCUCGCGGCGUCGCCGCCCCUGCGCGGUCGGCCCGCGGCGGUGUGA